AUGCAGUCUAACGUUCUUCGCCCUUACCUUGCCGCCGUCCGGUCGACACUGACUGCCGCCCUCACGCUCGAGGACUUCUCCUCUCAAAUUGUAGAACGGCACAACAAACCAGAGGUUGAGGUUGGCGCAUCGAAAGAGGUCCUCCUCAACCCUCUCACGAUCUCACGAAACGAGAAUGAGCGCGUUCUAGUCGAAUCCUCGGUCAACUCAGUGCGGAUAAGCAUCAAGAUCAAGCAGGCGGACGAGAUCGAGCGGAUACUUUGCCAUAAGUUCACGCGGUUCAUGAUGCAGCGAGCGGAGAGCUUUAUUGUGCUUCGGAGGAAACCAGUCAAGGGCUACGACAUUUCCUUCCUCAUCACCAACAACCACACGGAUACUAUGCUGAAGCACAAGAUCGUUGAUUUCAUCACUCAGUUCAUGGAGGAGGUGGACAAGGAGAUCAGCGAGAUGAAGCUGAGCCUGAAUGCACGCGCUCGUGUUGUAGCAGAGUCAUAUCUCGGCGCAUUCUCUUCGUGA
Molecule: messenger RNA, 516 nt
Organism: Epithele typhae
Lineage: Eukaryota; Fungi; Basidiomycota; Agaricomycetes; Polyporales; Epitheliaceae
Product: actin-like protein ARPC3
Exons: 6
Coding region: 1-516 (171 amino acids)
Biological process (GO): Arp2/3 complex-mediated actin nucleation; actin filament polymerization
Cellular component (GO): Arp2/3 protein complex; actin cytoskeleton
Molecular function (GO): actin filament binding
Source: RefSeq, a predicted model, not a curated record